AUGGGCUCGACCGCCGACGCCAGAACCAUGAAGGCCGUGCGCUUCCACGGCCAGCGCGACCUGAGGCUGGAGGACAUUCCAGAACCCCCGGUGGGCCAGGGCCAGGUCAAGCUGAAGCCGGCCUGGGUCGGCAUCUGCGGGAGCGAUCUGCACGAAUACAUGGGAGGAGCAAACAUCUGCCCCACCACCCCUCAUCCAAUCACUGGCGAGACCGUCCCCGUCACCUUCGGCCACGAGUUCAGCGCCAUUGUCGAGGAAGUCGGCGAGGGCGUCGUCAACUACAAGCCCGGGGACCGCGUAUGCGUACAGCCUAUCAUUUAUGACGGAGACUGCGGCGCCUGCAAGGACGGCCUGAUCAACUGCUGCUACAAGAAUGGCUUCAUUGGCCUGAGUGGCUGGGGCGGCGGGCUUGCAGAACACAUUGUCACCCCGCAGUCAUGCUUGUACAAGUUGCCUGAAAACGUGUCACUGGAGAUCGGCGCCCUCGUCGAACCGCUGGCCGUGGGCUGGCACGCCGUCAACAUCUCACCAUUCACCCCUACCAGCUCCGUCCUCGUCCUCGGCGGCGGGCCCAUCGGCCUCGCCGUCAUCCAAGCUCUGCGCGCUCGCGGCGCCUCCAACAUCAUCGUCUCCGAGGUCUCGCCCCGCCGCAAGCAGUUCGCCAAGCAGUUCGGCGCCAACCAUGUCCUCGACCCAACCCAGGACGACGUGCCCGCCCGCUGCCGCGAGCUCUGCGACAACCAGGGCGUGCACAUCGUGUACGAUUGCGCCGGUGUUCAGGCUGGCUUGGACGCCGCCGUCCAGGCGGUACGUGCUCGGGGUACCAUCGUGAACAUUGCCAUCUGGGAGAAGCGCUGCACGAUUUUCCCCAACGACUUUUGCUUCAAGGAGAGGUCGUACAUCGGCGUCGCGACGUAUCAAGCCGGGGACUUCCAGGACGUGCUGGAUGCGAUAAGCGAGGGAAGGCUGAAGCCGGACGAGAUGAUCACGAAGAAGAUCGAGCUGGAUCAAGUGGAGGCGGAGGGAUUCAAGACGUUGAUCGAGGACAAGGAUAAUCAGGUGAAAGUGCUGGUGCGGGCGAACCACGUGGACGGGAUGUGA
Molecule: messenger RNA, 1101 nt
Organism: Lasiodiplodia theobromae
Lineage: Eukaryota; Fungi; Ascomycota; Dothideomycetes; Botryosphaeriales; Botryosphaeriaceae
Product: Sorbitol dehydrogenase
Exons: 4
Coding region: 1-1101 (366 amino acids)
Biological process (GO): butanediol biosynthetic process
Cellular component (GO): cytoplasm
Molecular function (GO): (R,R)-butanediol dehydrogenase activity
Source: RefSeq, a predicted model, not a curated record